CCCCCGUUCGCGGGGGACCCCCCGCGCCACCCGGCGCUGCGGGUGAACAGCUUGAAACCUUUCAACGCCGAGCCGCCCCCGGAGCUGCUGACCCAGAGUUUCCUGACCCCCAACGAGCUUUUCUUCACCCGCAACCACCUCCCGGUGCCCGCCGUGGAUCCGGGCUCCUACCGGCUGCGCGUGGAGGGUCCCGGUGGCCGCUCGUUGUCGCUGUCGCUGGCGGAGCUGCGCCAGCGCUUCCCGAAGCACGAAGUGAUCGCCACGCUUCAGUGCGCCGGUAACCGGAGAUCCGAGAUGAGCCGCGUCCGGCCGGUCAAAGGGCUGGCGUGGGACAUCGGGGCCAUCAGCACGGCUCGCUGGGGAGGAGCGCGGCUCCGCGACGUGCUGCUGGCCGCCGGUUUGGGCGACAAAACCGGCGAUGAUGGCGAGUGGCACGUGUGCUUCGAAGGGCUGGAUGCGGACGCUUCGGGGACGCCCUACGGAGCGUCCAUCCCGUUAAAACGAGCGCUCAGCGCCGAGGCCGAGGUGCUGCUGGCGUACGAGAUGAACGGGCAGGAGCUGCCGCGGGAUCACGGCUUCCCCGUGCGGGUUUUGGUGCCCGGCGUGGUCGGGGCUCGGAACUGGGGACGUGGCGCCCAUCUGGAACCUGCGCGGGGUGCUGAGCAACGCCUGGCACCGCGUGCCCAUCACCGUCACCCGCUGAGGGACAGAGGGGACAUCACCGGGGUACUGGGGACAUGGGGACAUCGGGAUACUGGUGACACUGGGGACGUGGCGCCCAUCUGGAACCUGCGCGGGGUGCUGAGCAACGCCUGGCACCGCGUGCCUGUCACCGUCACACGCUGAGGGACAGAGGGGAUGUUGGGGACAUCAGGGGACAUUGGGGACAUCACCCAUUGAGGGACACCAUCGGGGCAUUGGGGACACUGGGGACAUUGGGGACAGCAGGGACAUCAGGGACAUUGGGGACACAGAGGGGUCCUGAGCAAUGCCUGGCACUGUGUCCCUGUCACUGUGACAUUGGGACAUCGGGGACAUUGGGGACAGGGGGGACACAGAGGGGUCCUGGGUAACGCCUGGCACCGUGUCCCUGUCACCCACUGAGCGCCAGGGACAUCGGGGAUCCCUGGAGAUCAAUGGGGACUGUGGAUCCCAAAGGGCCCCACUGACCCCAAAAGGAUUUUACGGACCCCAAAAGGAUUUUACGGACCCCAAAAGGAUUUUAUGGACACCAAAGUGUUUUUAUGCCUCCUCCAAAGUGUUCUGGAGACCCCAAAAGGAUUUUAUGGACUCCAAAGGGUUCUAUAAACCCAAAUCAAAUCCCCAAAGGAUUUUAUGGACCCCAGAGGGUUCUGGAGACCCCAAAGGUUUCCACGGCCCCGAUGGAUUCUCCCGCCCCGAAGGUUCCUGCAGCCCCACAGCUCGAAGGUCAGCGGGGUUUUAUGGCCCCGGGGUUUUAUGGCCCCAGGGUUUUAUGGCCCCGGGUUUUUAUGGCUUCAGGGUUUUAUGGCCCGACGUGUGAAAGUGCCUCCUGCCAUAAAGAUUUGGGAACUUUU
Molecule: messenger RNA, 1556 nt
Organism: Ficedula albicollis (Collared flycatcher)
Lineage: Eukaryota; Metazoa; Chordata; Aves; Passeriformes; Muscicapidae
Gene: SUOX
Product: sulfite oxidase
Exons: 3
Cellular component (GO): mitochondrion
Molecular function (GO): molybdopterin cofactor binding; oxidoreductase activity
Source: RefSeq, a predicted model, not a curated record